Molecule: messenger RNA, 2986 nt
Organism: Synchiropus splendidus (mandarinfish)
Lineage: Eukaryota; Metazoa; Chordata; Actinopteri; Syngnathiformes; Callionymidae
Gene: zfp36l1a
Product: zinc finger protein 36, C3H type-like 1a
Exons: 2
Coding region: 181-1287 (368 amino acids)
Molecular function (GO): metal ion binding; mRNA binding
Source: RefSeq, a predicted model, not a curated record
AUGUCGGGGCUGUCGCGGGGCACAGGGGGAGUCGCGCAGGGUCCAAAACACACCGGCUGUCUGUCGACCACCACCACCUCCGCAGACCCGCCUGACUUUCCAACCACCACCACCACGCUUUUUUGGAAGUUUUAAUUUUUUUAAACGACUUUUCCCUCGCCGUGUGCGGUGGCUGCAAAGAUGACGACAGCCGUGGUGUCGCCUUUCUUCGACUUGGAAGCCAUGAACAAGAACAACAAACUUCUGGGCUACAACAGCAACCUGGGCGCCAGCCAUCACAUGUCGGUGGCCUGCACUGGUCCCACCGGGCCCAUCUCCAGCCCCGCCGGAGCCCUGCUGGACAGGAAGGCGGUGGGCUCCCCCUCGGUGGGCGGCGUGUACCAGCGGCGGCACUCGGUCAGCAGCAGCAGCAGCAGCAGCAAGUUCAGCCAGAACCAGUUCCUCAACUCCCUCAAGGCAGCGGACCAUUCCUCGCUCAUCUCAGGGGUCAACAAGGAGAACCGGCUGCGGGACCGCUCCUUCUCCGAGACGGGGGAGCGGCUCCUCAGCAAGUGCCUGGGCCCGGCCAGUCCCACGGGCGGCAGCAGCGGCGGCGGCCAGGUCAACUCCAGCCGCUACAAGACGGAGCUGUGCCGGCCCUUCGAGGAGAACGGCUCCUGCAAGUACGGCGACAAGUGCCAGUUCGCCCACGGCAUCCACGAACUGCGCAGCCUGAGCCGCCACCCCAAGUACAAGACGGAGCUGUGCCGCACCUUCCACACCAUCGGCUUCUGCCCCUACGGCCCGCGCUGCCACUUCAUCCACAACGCCGAGGAGCGGCGGGGCCCCCCGCAGCAGGCCUCGCCCGGCAAGACGGAGCGGCCUCGGCUGCAGCACAGCUACAGCUUCGCCGGCUUCUCCAGCUCGGGCGGGCUGCGCGACAGCCCCACCUCCGUCACCCCGCCGCCCAUCUUCUUCCCGGACGAGGUGCAGGACUGGCCCAGCAGCAACCCCUUCACCUACUCCAGCCAGGAGCUGGCCAACCUCUUCGGGCCCAGCCUGGGGAGCGCGCCCGCGGAGGCCGGCACCCCGGCGCCCCCCUCCCCCACCGGCACGCCCUACUAUUUUCGACCCAUGUUGGAGUCCCCCCAGAUGCUGGAGUCGCCCUGCAGCCCGCCGGACUCCCUCUCGGACCAGGAGGGCUACCAGAGCAGCUCCGGGGGCAGCCUGAGCGGCUCCGAGUCCCCCUCGCUGGACAACAGCCGCCGCCUGCCCAUCUUCAGCCGCCUGUCCAUCUCCGAUGACUAGAUUGCACCGCAGUGACUUUCAUUUCCAAAAUAAGAUCGCGGCACUCCCCCUCUACCUCUGCCCCCCCCCCUCUCUCCUCCCUCCCUCAUGUAAGGAUGUAGUCAAGUAAGGGAACUAUCACCUCUCAUCAUUUCAUCCGACCUGCACACACACACACACACACACACACACACACGUGUCCCGGUGCCAAAACAAAAACACCAUGUGCCACUUGUUUAUUUUUCUUCUAAUUUUCCUCUUGAAUGUGUAGCAGCACAAGUGGCCUUGGAAAAACAAGGGGUGUGCACUGCACUGGCCCCCCUCCCCUCCUGAAACCACUUCCCCUGAGCGAGACGUAGGUUCUUUCUUUUUUACAGCUAGUUUUGAGCAAAGCCUGAACGGAUAGGACUAGUUUUUUAAAGACGGUAGACAAGUGCCUGGGGUGGUUGCUGCAUGUGUCUGAGGUGAAUGGACUACUGUGUGAUUCCCCGGCCCCUCCUCCUCCUCCCCGCCGCGGCUCUCCUCUGGUCUUAUGUAACGCUGGACUGGGUGAGUCUGCAGGAUGGACUUUGAACUGGAAGUUCUCCCCCUGUUGCUGGUCACUGGCGCUCCUGUUCGGCUGGAGCCAAAGUGUCACGAAACCACCAGAUUUGCUUUGCUCCUCUCCCCACGACUCCCAUGGUGCAGUUGGACGUCCUGCGACUUGACUAGGUUGGAUCUCCCCGUCUGUUUCCAAGCUGCUCCCCGGAGCCUCACAUCCCGUUUUGCUUUAUUUGAUAAUUAUUUUGUAUUAAUGUUAUUAUUACGGUUAUUAUUAUUAUUGUUUGAAAAAAAAAAACUUUCCAGACAGAAGGUUUGCUUGUCACUGCUUAUUUAACUUAUCAGAACGUAUUUAUUGGUGAUCAUAUGCAUUUUUUUGUUAAUUUUUUUUUGUAUUUAUCUGGAUAAUGAACAAUAGAAUAUAUUUUCUUUUUAUGUUAAAUUAUGAUCUUCCUUAUUAAUCUAAAGAUUGUGAAGACAUGUUGUCAGUUUUUCCUUUUUUUUCACAGUUUAAUAUAUUGUACUUUAUUGACUUUUGUUCUGCAACUACACUUUGUCAAAUGAAACUUAAUUUAAAGCAAAAAAAAAAAAUGCAAAAAAACCCUUUUGCGUUUUGAUUAUUUAUUAUUUUUCAUACUCCCUGUUAUUGGACUGCAAUUCCGUUGCUUGUUUUCUCUCCACCGGGCCCCAGGAAUCUGGCUUGAUAGUUUGACUCGAGUGUUCUCACAGCAGAGGUGGUUAAGGUCCUCGCACAUGGCUGGGUUGGUCGGAGGAGUCUGGUGCGCCCACUCUGUUCUUCUAAGCAAUAGCUGUGACCAAAUGGCUGGAGGAAAGUUUGUUUUUCGUUCUCGCACCGUUGGGUUUGGCCUGAUGCACUUGCUCGCCCCCUCUUGACCAGUGGAAGUGCCUCCUUGAAUACAUUCCAGGUAGCUAAGGCUUUUUUUUUUUUUUAUUUGAUAAUAGAGCACGAACAUCAAGAAAUCUGUUCUGUGUUGGAGAGAAAGAGGUGAAGAGUUUGACACAAAGAAAGUACAAACUGUUGAAUGUAUUUUUUUUUCCUUUAUUUUCAGCCAUUUUUGUUUCACUACAGUAAAUUCUGUGAGUUUAUAAUGAAUCUGUCUUUCUGGUUUUUGUAAGUAUUGAUUGCAAUUAAGUCAAUAAACCCCGUAUUUUUGGAAAA